This is a messenger RNA of Fundulus heteroclitus (mummichog), 5793 nucleotides long. RefSeq names its product neuronal cell adhesion molecule a. Lineage: Eukaryota; Metazoa; Chordata; Actinopteri; Cyprinodontiformes; Fundulidae. The transcript is spliced from 4 exons. The coding region runs from base 1287 to 1799 and encodes 170 amino acids. The record is from RefSeq and is a predicted model, not a curated record.
AACAAUAUUCUAAACUGAGUAAAUAUCUUAAAACAUGUUGCUUGGUGGUUCUUCUCCAUUAUAUUUAUCUGUUGUCUUCUACUGUUGAAAUUCAUUUUAAAUGCAAUAGUUUUUUUUUAUACAACUUGUCUUCUGAAUGUAUUCAUUAAAUUCUAAACUUUUUACUUUUCUGUUAGCAAUAUGAAAGCGUAAGAAAUACACUUCAAGAAAAAAAAGAACAAAACAAAUAAAUGGCAGGAAAUAUAAUCUGCCUAAUGCAUGUGUCAUUAUUCAUUACUCUAAUAUCCAUUGUUUUCCAUUGAGUGUUCAUUUCACCUGAUUCUUUUGUUUAGUGUUUAAAGAAAUAAUGCACGUAGAGCCGUUUUAAAAUUUAAUUCCAAAGUUCAAAGUCUCUGUUAACUUACAUUUUUCUCUGCAUGAAAAGAACCAUCCCAAUGUUUAAGGAUCCCGGUUUCAUCGUUAACGUACAGAGAUGCACCAAGUUUUCGUCGCAGAUUUCUGAUCUCCGGUUUGAUUAAGCUUUGACCCGCUAACACAGACUUUUAAACACUUCGGUUUAUCUUCAGUAACUUUAAUUAACAGCAUUCCAAAUGAUUUUCUCACUGUCUUCAUCCUGUGAGCUCCCAGUAAAUAUGUGUGACAGUGGCAGGAGUGAUGUCACACAGUGUGUGUGUGGGAAGGACAUUUUUACGCAUUUUUGUAGAAUUUUUCACUAUCAGUGCAGUUAGCAUUAUUAAUUGAAAACAUCAUGCUUUGUGUGUAUUUCAUGGAAAACGUGGUGCUUUAUCUUAGCUCUGAGACGUCCAAAAGGAUUUAAACAUUUCUAAAUCUAGCAUGUUCCAUUACAAACAGACGUUGAAAGCUCUAAAGGAUGAAACAAAGCACCUUGUAGUAUGACUAGCCUUUGUGUUGUUGGUUAAAUGGUCGCUCUCUGUUUAAAUAAAGCCACCUGGAUGAAAAGGGGACAUUUUAAUGUAGAAAGUAACCUCUUUUAAAUAUUUAAUGUUUUUGGUGCUUUUUCUGACUUCAUUUUAAACCCCUAACUGUUUCAGAAACUAGUUGAAUUUGAGCCUCCAUCUCUCAGUUAUAGCUUCAACACUGAAGAUUGUUGUAGGCGCAGUCUGUUUGCUCUUAGGAGUGGUGCAUGUGCCAAAUGGAAGAAUGUCACAUAUUUAACCAGACAGCUAUCAGCCGGUGUCACUCAAGCUGAUAAUCAGCCGAUUCCAGAUCUCCAGCCCCAUUGCUUGGUGCAUCUCGUCAAAUUUACUCUUUGUUUGAUUGUCCUCAUGAUUCCCUUUUGCUUUGUUUCCCAUUCCUGUCUCUCUGGGUCUUUGUCUCCAGCUGUGCCCAAUCGGCAAGUAGAUAUUGCUACGCAGGGCUGGUUUAUCGGACUGAUGUGCGCCAUCGCUCUUCUGAUCUUGGUUCUUCUCAUUGUGUGUUUCAUCAAGAGAAACAAAGGUGGCAAAUAUCCAGUGAAAGAGAAAGAGGAUGCUCACCAAGACCCAGAGAUCCAACCUAUGAAGGAGGACGACGGAACAUUCGGAGAGUACAGGUCAAUGGAGAGUGACACCGAGGACCACAAGCCGCUGAAGGGCAGCCGGACACCGUCCAACGGGACGGUGCGGCGCGACGAGAGUGACGACAGUUUAGUGGACUACGGGGAGGGCGGGGAUGGACAGUUCAACGAGGACGGCUCCUUCAUCGGCCAGUACAGCGGCAAGAAGGAGAAGGACACGCACGAGGGCAACGAGAGUUCGGAGGCGCCGUCGCCGGUCAACGCCAUGAACUCUUUCGUCUAGCGGGAGCCCCCGCCGCCUGGCUGCAGCGGUUGCUACGGCCAUCCCCCCCGUCACCCUGGCAAGUGUGACCAUCCCUGUGGUGACAGUUGCUAAGGCGACCGCUGUUGCGGACACCCGCUUUUACCCCGUGGGGGCCGUCACGCCGGCGGGUCAAGGCUGCCUUGCACCAAGACUGCUGACACGUCCUCAUCUCCACACCCGUCAGCCCCAGUCACACUGUGACCUCCCAGUGACCACACACUUAAGAAUCCCCCACAACCAUCGAAGAAAAGAAAAGAAGGACGUCUGGGAUAGAAGAGACGGCGAGCAAUGCAGAAAAGCAAACAGAAUUUACCAGAGGGGGUUUUACCACUCAGACUGAACACGAGAGUGGCCAAGUGUGCGUUAGCGAUCUUAUUACAAACAUAUUAAAUAUAAUAAAUAUAUAUAUAUAUAUAUAUAUAUAUUUGAUGGAAGUAUGGCAUAUGACCCGCAGGCAGGCUAAAUUAAGCAAAUCGCAUUCAUAAGCAUCUGCAUGGAGCAAAUUGUGAGUCUGUUAGGCCUUUUCUUUUCCUCUUGUCGUUUUAUUUGCAGAGAUAUGCUGCGUCUUACACUGUAUUUGGUGCACGCCUAUGAGUCAGGGUGUUAUUUUCUUAUUUUCACAAGAGUGUUAUAUGGUCUUUGACACAUAGAAAAAAAAACAAAAUGACAGCAGUGGUAUUGUGACCCCAGCUGUGAAACGUGUGACUCAGAGUAGAAGCUAGUAGAUGUUUUAAUUUGACUCCUUUUUUAAUACAGAGGGACUUUUUGUACAUGUGUGUUAGAGAAAAAAAAAAAAGGCUGUAUGGAUAUCCAGGUCAGGUGUUGUCCAAACCUGGAAACGCAGAAGCAGAGAGCCAGCCUGUUGUUCCCCACCGGCAGCGCCUUGCUAAAGUACACAUCUUUUUUUUUUUUCUCACGUUACAACCUUAUACUUCAAUACGUCUUGUUGAGAUUUUAAUGGAGAGACCAACACAAAGUGACUCAUGAUUAGAUGGGGGGGGAAGUAAAAUGAAUGUUGCAUGGUUUAAAACUAUUUUUUCAAAUAAAAGCCUAAGACAUGCAUUUGUAUUCAGGGCACUUAGACAACACUUUGCUGGAUCACAUGAAUCUGCAUCCGCAGGCGCAAGUCUUUAAGGAUUUAUCCCUACUAGCUUUUCAAAUCUUGAGCGUGAAACUAUUCCUCACCCUUGGCUACUGCUGCAAGCAAAAAAAAAAAAAAAAAAAACCCAAAAAAAACAAAGUUUAGUUUUCAUGUAGACCAAGAAGUUCAAUAAGGGUUGGCCUUGCCUGUUGAAACAAAUCUAUUCCGCAUCAUGAUGUUGCCGCCACCAUGUCUCGUUGUGUGGAUAGGGUUGUCCUGAAACGUGUGUCAGGUGUCUGGCCCCUAUAUGCAAACACACCGACUAAGUGAUUAUACAUCAGUGGAGGGGCUUUCUUUAAAGGCAUUAGAGUAAAAAGGGCAAAAUACAGAUAUCUUGUAUACCUUUCACUCUUAUGCUUCCACUUUUGUGUUAGCUAUAUAAAGAAAUCAUUGACGUCUGAGGUUGUAAUGUGCCAAAACACUCAAAAAACUAAACGUAUGAAGACUUUUGCAAGGCACUGUAUUUCCAAAAAGCCUGUUUGUAGCCUCAUGGUUUCUGCCAGAAUUUCUUUCAUGUUGUAUUAGCUCUGCAUUAUACCCUUACUGAACAUUGAUUGAACCAGAGUCACCGUCGAGUGCUUCCACCUAGAGCCAUGUUCGCUGUGUAGACCCUGUCAGAACUCUCUCAUCUCAACAUUCAUUUCACUGGCAUUAAUCCCCCAGAUUUGUUUUGAAUCUAUACUUGCAUAAAUAUUCCAAUAGUAUAACUUUACUAAGAUUAUUGAUGGUAGUUUUGGGAUAUUUUAUUUAUAUGGUGAUGAUCGCAAAGCUGUCAGCAUGGUUUCUAGUGCCUUUGUAGAAUACAGUUACCUAGAUCCACAGUUCAAUGCCUGUUAUGCAGACCAAAACGUAAAAAAGCAAGGUGGCUGUAGAAAGCUUGAUAAAGGACACCUCUUAAAGAAAGAGCCCUCAUGGUGCAGCUGAUGAUUGUGACGUUUCUUGUAAGGAAAUGUUACAAAUUUUAACAUUUUGCCAGCUACAAAAGAGUGAAAAAUUAAAGGGAAACUUGGGCUGGUGUUGCCUGAGGUGAGUGAAAACACUUGGUUUCCCAUUGAUAGUUUAUUCUAGGGUUCCUUAAAAGAUACUCCUGUUUUCCACUGGUUGAUCACUGAACCCAGUUACUGCAGCUCAAGUUCUUGAACAUCUUUUGAAAGAACAAUGUUCAUCAAAGCUGUUCUGAUUUUUUUUUUUUCAGAGUCAAAGUUUCUGCACAUGGCUUCAAACAGAGUCAAAAAGAUGUAACUGAAAGUUGCACAAUGGCAUCAGCUGCCCGGACUCUGCUUUAACAACGGACCCUACUCAGAAAUUGGCAAAUCAGAAGGAAGCUCGGGAUUGUGCGUCCAUUUUAAACGUCUCCACUCAACACAUUCAUCUAAAACCUAAACUAAAACUACUGCCAGCCUGCUCACCAGAUAACUGCCAGUGUGAACCAGCUUCACCACCUUGUCUAGUCCCUAUUGUAACCGUCACUAUUGGGGGAAAAAGAAAGUUGGAGAAUAACAUUACCGAAUGUGGAUACAAGCGUAUCUGUUCAUGCAAUGAAAAAAUAGUGCUUGUUUCAUUUCAGAGAGUGAAUGCACUGGUGACUUUGAUUUAUGCAUUUUUUUUGCUUACCUUCUGCAGUAUAUGUUAUUAAGAGUGUGAGUCCAGGAUUCAAGUGAAGCGCCGGCGUGAAUGUUUGGGCGCACGAGCAUGUGCGACACGUGCAUGCCCCCCCCGUGAAACGGAUGCGUGUGUGUUUGCGUGUGUACACUUAGGUAUACACUGCUUUCUGUCGUUCCGAUGUGCAUCCUGAAGUCUGCUCCUUCUGGACACUGGAGCUUCCUUUUAAUUUUUAAGGGUUUUCAUGUCUUAUCAUAACUUGCAUCAAGUUUUUAGGUUUCAACAUGUGAGAACACCACGUGUAGAUAUAUACAUUUUCUGUUAAUUGUAAAUAACGGUUUGAUUUGAGCGUAGAUGUGUGAUCAAGGUAUAGUGGACAAUCUGUUUUUUUUUUCGGCUUCUAGUUCUGGGGCGAUCAUACUUUCUAUUUGUUGUCUCACAGGCCGGUGAUUGUUACGCGCUCACCUGACGCCAACGUGCGUGCUCGUUUCUGCUUAGUUUCCUUUGCGACUUAAUUGGCCGUUUCUCACCUACAUUUCCGGAAAUAAUUGUCCGCUGUACCUUUUAAGAUCAGAGUCGGGAUAGGGGGAAGAAGUUAGACUGUGUGGAAAAAAAGACUACUUCUAGUUUUCACGCUUUGAUUUGGUGUGGACCUUUUUAUUUUUUUCAUUUUAUUUUUUACUAUUAUUAUCGUCAGGUAAACAUGUUUAGCCUACUGUAUCGGGUAUCACAGCUGAUGAUUUAACUUGUGACUGAGCUCUUGUGACACCUGUAUUGUUUCUAUUUCUGGCAGUUCAUGCACAUUUUCAGCAUUUUUUUUGUAUUUAAUAUAUAUAAAUAUUUAAAAAAAACAAAAAACAGCACAUGGUUAUGGGACUGUUAUUUCAAAUGAAACGCAUCUAAUCUAGGACAACCAGGCUGUCCUAAAUUAGACGUCUUUUUAGGAUUGUGGAAACAAAAGGAAAAUACUACCAAUUCGGAUCUUAGAACAACGUGGCGUGGAAACACUAGUGCAUUUGAGUGUGAAUACCCUGGAAACAAUGUUACUGACUGAAACAGUAGGAUAUACAGUAUAUGACAAAUUAUAACAUUCUGGUUAAUGUUGAAGCUACACGAGAAGCAUGAAAGGCUGUUGAAUGGUUUACUCUACAAUAUAAUAUUGCAAAAAUAUUUUGUAAUUUAAAUGAAGUAAAAAAAAAAGUGAAUAAAUGUUGGUUUCAGGAUUUCAAA